Messenger RNA from Peromyscus eremicus (cactus mouse), 2807 nucleotides. RefSeq names its product uridine-cytidine kinase 1 like 1 (gene Uckl1). The transcript is spliced from 15 exons. Gene Ontology annotation, cellular component: cytoplasm. The record is from RefSeq and is a predicted model, not a curated record. NCBI's taxonomy places the organism in Eukaryota, Metazoa, Chordata, Mammalia, Rodentia, Cricetidae. The coding region runs from base 1085 to 2686 and encodes 533 amino acids. Gene Ontology annotation, molecular function: kinase activity; ATP binding.
AGGUAUCUAGUAGGGAUGUAGACACAGCCAUAAAUUACCUAGUGAGAAGAGCUGCCUCCAAGGUGCUCCCAGAGUAACUCCUGUUCAGGUGUGUGAAAUCCACUUGGAAGCUUCCUUUUUCCCAAUCACCUGCCAGACUGUCUUCAUGCUGGAGGCCAGCCACAUAGAAUGAGGUUGCUGUAAGGCCAACCCACCCUGGAAGAGAAUCCCAAGGCCAGCAGAACCUCUCUGAUUAGAUCUUAAGUCAGUAAAGGGAUUUCAGUUGAGACUGGGACCAAAUCUUCCCUUUCUCUCUAUGCUGUGGGUAGGGAGGUGAGUGUGUCCCCUGCUGACUGAUGAGGCCUGGGUAGCCAUAGGACUUACUGGAGCCUCUGUAAGGUGGGGGUAGGACAGUUAUUCUUGGAUGUGUUAGGGUAGAGUUUCAGAUUUGUUUAUCUUUGUAGGAGGCACCUUGGGGCCAGGGGAAAGGCACCCAGCUCAUCACUGACAUUCAGAUCACCUGGCCUAGAGGGUCCUCAGAUUUCCUUGUCUUGCUGUGUAUGCAUUUGGGGCACAACUGUAUUUCUUCCAGGAAAUUUGGGGAAAGGUACUAAAGUACAGUGGUCCUCAGCAAGUCCAGGCUAAUGAGCAUACUGGCUAACACUGAAAUAUUCUUCACAACAACUGGCCUGGGGAUUGUGCAGGCCAGAGUUAGUACUAUUAAUAUCUGGUGCAUGAGCCCUAACUGGGUGAUCCUCUUAUACAUGUGGCCUUGGCCUCUGAGACUAGCAUUGUGUUCCCUUAGUGCAGUAGGGCUCCUGGGGCCAUCUAGCUGCUGUGUCCCACCCCCUAUAUAUAGUAAGCUACUGCUGCCAGCCUAGGGGUCCAACCCUGCCUAGCUCUUCUAUGCUGCCCACAGGAGUGAUUCCAUCCAUGGAGGAUCAGUUCAGGUGGCCAGAAAUCCCAGGCUGUCCUUGGGGACAACAGUAGUUCUAAGAGGUAGUGAUAAUCUAACUGCUAGCACCUAGACCACGUAUACCUGGGUCAUCUCACUGUCCAGGGAUACCCACCUCUGAACCUUCUGUACCUACCUGCAUCCUUGGCAAUGAGCAGCCCCCCAGCUUACCCUGGCAUCAGGAUCUCAGGGUGCUGGACUCUUGGAGCAGAAGGCAGCAGCAAUGCAGGGUCCUUGGACAGACUUCUCCCACCAGUGAGUACUGGGCGCUCACCCCGGAAGCGCACCACCAGCCAGUGCAAGUCAGAGCCACCCCUGCUUCGUACCAGCAAACGUACCAUCUACACAGCCGGGCGACCACCAUGGUACAAUGAACAUGGCACACAGUCCAAGGAGGCCUUUGCCAUUGGUUUGGGAGGUGGCAGUGCAUCUGGGAAGACCACUGUGGCCAGAAUGAUUAUUGAAGCACUAGAUGUGCCUUGGGUGGUCCUGCUGUCCAUGGAUUCCUUCUAUAAGGUUCUGACACAGCAGCAGCAGGAACAGGCUGCCUGCAACAAUUUCAACUUUGACCACCCUGAUGCCUUCGACUUUGAUCUCAUCAUUUCCACCCUCAAGAAACUAAAGCAGGGCAGGAGCGUCCAAGUACCCAUCUAUGACUUCACCACUCAUAGCCGGAAAAAGGACUGGAAAACACUAUAUGGUGCAAAUGUCAUCAUCUUUGAGGGUAUUAUGGCCUUUGCUGACAAGACACUGCUGGAGCUCCUAGACAUGAAGAUCUUCGUAGACACAGACUCUGAUAUCCGACUGGUACGGCGGCUACGCCGGGACAUCAGUGAGCGAGGCCGGGACAUUGAGGGUGUCAUUAAGCAGUACAACAAGUUUGUCAAGCCUGCCUUUGAUCAGUACAUCCAGCCUACCAUGCGCCUGGCAGAUAUUGUGGUGCCCAGAGGGAGUGGGAAUACAGUAGCCAUUGACCUGAUUGUGCAGCAUGUCCACAGCCAGCUGGAAGAGCGUGAACUCAGCGUCAGGGCCGCUUUGGCCUCAGCUCACCAGUGCCAUCCCCUUCCCCAGACGUUGAGUGUCCUCAAGAGUACACCACAGGUACGGGGCAUGCACACCAUCAUCAGGGACAAGGAGACAAGCCGGGAUGAAUUCAUUUUCUACUCCAAAAGAUUGAUGCGGCUGCUUAUUGAACAUGCACUGUCCUUCCUACCCUUCCAGAACUGCACUGUACAGACCCCACAGGGGCAAGACUACGUGGGAAAGUGCUAUGCUGGAAAGCAGAUCACCGGAGUGUCCAUUCUUCGUGCAGGGGAAACCAUGGAGCCUGCACUGCGUGCUGUGUGUAAGGAUGUGCGCAUCGGCACUAUCCUCAUCCAGACCAACCAGCUCACAGGGGAGCCUGAGCUCCACUACCUGAGACUUCCCAAGGACAUUAGUGAUGACCAUGUGAUCCUGAUGGACUGCACAGUAUCCACAGGUGCUGCAGCCAUGAUGGCUGUACGUGUACUGCUGGACCAUGAUGUGCCAGAGGACAAGAUCUUCUUGCUAUCCCUGCUCAUGGCAGAGAUGGGUGUGCACUCUGUGGCCUAUGCAUUCCCACGUGUAAGAAUCAUCACCACAGCUGUGGACAAGCGUGUCAAUGACCUUUUCCGUAUCAUCCCAGGCAUUGGGAAUUUUGGUGAUCGCUACUUUGGGACAGACGCAGUUCCUGACGGCAGUGAUGAGGAAGAGACAGCCUCUGUGGGCUAGUUCCCAGUCUGAGCUACUCUUAUUUCUAUCAAGCCUCCUGUCUCCUGGUCUGGGAUUGUAGAAACAACACAUUAACUUAUUUGAAUUUAAAAUGUUACCAGACAUUCAGUUUACACAUUUU